This is a messenger RNA of Diachasmimorpha longicaudata, 3967 nucleotides long. RefSeq names its product ras-related protein Rab-3 (gene Rab3). Gene Ontology annotation, molecular function: myosin V binding; GTP binding; GTPase activity. Gene Ontology annotation, cellular component: synaptic vesicle; endosome; plasma membrane. NCBI's taxonomy places the organism in Eukaryota, Metazoa, Arthropoda, Insecta, Hymenoptera, Braconidae. The transcript is spliced from 4 exons. Gene Ontology annotation, biological process: protein localization to plasma membrane; regulation of exocytosis; protein secretion. The record is from RefSeq and is a predicted model, not a curated record. Bases 239 to 907 code for a protein of 222 amino acids.
UGCGACGACGCUUUAACCGAGGUCCAGUUAGCUUUUACUAUAACAAAACAAUAAAUUGUUGUUUAAAAAACUGAGUGAACAGAUAUACGAGAGACUAUAAUCAUCAAAAAUAUCAUAUUUUUUUGUUAAUUUUUUUGUAGUGAGGUAAAUAAAUAAGCAGAACAAUCGCUUGCUAUCGAGCCUAUCCGGAUACUCGUGCGCGUGUCGUAUUACCUGAGGAAAUAAUCCACUGUACGAGAUGGCGGGGCAAGAUCCAAAGUGGCAAAAAGAUGCAGCUGACCAGAAUUUCGAUUACAUGUUCAAACUACUGAUCAUCGGAAAUUCAUCAGUGGGUAAAACAUCGUUUCUGUUUCGCUACGCCGACGACUCAUUCACCUCCGCAUUUGUUUCAACUGUUGGUAUUGACUUCAAAGUCAAAACUGUGUUCAGGCACGAUAAGAGAGUCAAACUACAAAUUUGGGACACUGCCGGUCAAGAGCGAUACAGAACUAUAACAACAGCCUAUUACCGCGGUGCAAUGGGCUUUAUUCUAAUGUACGAUAUCACCAACGAGGAAUCAUUCAACUCAGUUCAAGAUUGGAUAACGCAGAUUAAAACGUAUUCAUGGGAUAAUGCUCAAGUUAUUCUUGUUGGUAAUAAAUGUGACAUGGAGGACGAACGGGUUAUAAGUUUUGAACGGGGUAAACAGUUGGCAGAGCAGCUGAAUGUACAAUUCUUCGAGACAUCGGCGAAAGAGAACAUCAAUGUCAAGGCUGUGUUUGAGCAACUCGUGGACAUAAUCUGCGACAAAAUGAGUGAAUCCCUAGAUAAUGAUCCAACCCUGAUGGCAGGUGGAGCAGGCCAGGCCAAGGGCCAGAAGUUAACCGAUCAACCGGCGAAUCCCACCGCCACUAACUGUAAUUGCUAGAAAUGUUUCGAAAAAAAAGUCAAUGCAUAUAUCCGUGCAUUAUUAGAUGUGAAAAAAAAAUGUUUAAAGGGGGGAAGAAAAAAUAAUGAAGUGACACGCAAGCGAUCACAGAGUAUAGAUCGUAGCGUCUACAUGUUGAUGAACCACCUGAAUAAACUAGUUUAUUCUGCUCGGGUUUUGGCAUUAUUUCCUUCGUUGACACGUUCAACAUUUCCAGAUAGAAAAAAUAAAUUUCAUGAUUUUCCCAUUGACCUUCGUUUCACCACUGGAACGACAUUUUGUAAUCCUUAUUUCUCCGUUACUGUACCUUUCUUUUUGUAAUAAAUAACACGUUAACGAGUGCAUCACGUAUUAGCAAAAAUUGACAAUUGUACGGGCAUAUCUUGUUUUUAAUUAUUAAUCUAGAAAAAAAACGUCAAAGGGUGGAGCAAGUUUUAUUCCUGAGGGCUGACCAGACUCUCCAACUCAGUUCAACUUAUCAUGACUUGAAUUUUUUCACUGAUUUACCCGCGUUAUCAUUACCCAAUUAUUACCUAAUUACCCAAAAAUGUGAAAAACCUGGAUGACAAUGUCUGCGGUGCGAUAAAGACCUGCAUCGAGCGAAGUUUCCGAGGAAAAUUCUGGUGCUGGAGGGGAAAAGAGGGCAAACAAAGUGGUGAUCAGGAAUAAAUUCCAGUGCUGGCACUGGAAAUUUUAUUGACUUGAAUGUGAAUUUCUUUUGGAUUUCUUGAAAAUUUUUCAGAAAUUCUCAGGAUCGUAGGGGAAAUUCUGAGAAAUUUUACCUUUUGACAGCGUUAGAUUCUUUCACAACCAAGAAAAUUGUCAUUUUUUGAGUACUCAUACCAGAAUUUCUACCGGAAAAUCCACUCUGUGUGCGAAAAAUCCAAAAAUGUCAAUUAACCCAAUAAUUAAAGAUUAAAAUCGCCUAAAAAUCGUCGCCAAAUGGGGUACAACUUGCACCACCUUAAUAAUAAACCACCUAGACCCAAAAAAUUGCCCUCUGUAUAUAUAUAUAAUUACAACUAUUAUUAUGAUUAAUUGUGUAACGAGGUGUAUUGUACGCGUUAAUCAUCUGUGUGAAUUUGAUGGGACCGAUUCUAGUGGCAAAAUCAGAAAUGAUUAGAUAACAGGAGAAUAAUUUAUUGGAGCAUAAUAAAGUGAAUAAAACAAAAUGCUAUGAAAUUUAUGCAUCACCAUUAUUACAGGUAUACCUAUGAUUAUAGUAUAAAUACACUGUAUGUUAAUAAGCCCAUUGAACAUUUUAAAAAAUCAUUUUCGAUCGUGACGGUCACUGAGAGAAAAAUUAAAUAAAAAUUCACUCGAAAAUUGGGAGAAGUUUUGCCACAUGAGUGGUAAUAGCGGGUCGAAAGGAAAUUCAGGGGAAAAAUUAUCACGCCAUCGGUAUAGCUUAACUUGGACUAAUCCAGAAAAAUUAACGUGCCAGUAACGGAAUUUUUUACUUUAGGCUGUGAGAAUCUCUCUAGAACUAUCGUGAAAAAUUCUUUUUCGACACCAUAAAUUCCUCGUGUUUGCACAGAAAUUUUUCCCAUUUUUUUCUCUUUUGCGAAUGAAAAUGCUAUUUGCUGUAGCCCAAAUAUCGAUUCAAUUUUAAUUUUUUUGGUUGAAAAAAAUGAAGUCAGUGUCAUUGUCAAGGUGAUUGUUCAAUACUUUUUACUAAUAUAAAGUCUAUGGACUGGUCCAGUAUUUUUCACAUUACAAAUUAAAUCCAAAAAUCGAAUACGUUCUUUUUACCCUAGAUUACUAAAUUAUUAUCUGGAAAAAUCCAGAACAUAAUUUUUUAAUUACUAAAUUAUUUAAAAUCCUAGAAAUUUAAAUUGCUCCACAAUUACUCGUCUUGUUUGAUAAUUUAUCUCCUUGUAAUUAUCUGCAGAGAGCACACGCCUGAUGUAAACAUGAAUAAUAUAAACGAGAGGGAUUGAAGAGAAUAAUUUUAUCGAUUGUUUCUUCGUGUGGGGGAGAAGCAAAGAUUUAAUAAAAAAACCUGGCUUUUCUGAGAUAAUCCGGAGCCAAUUCGCCAAAUGCUUUUACAUUUUUUCUUUACUCACUAUAUCGUUGAAAUAUUUUCUGCAGAAAAUCUUGGGGGACAGAGUUUGAGUCAACAAUUUUUUGAGGGCUAUCCAGGGAUUUUAAAAUAAAUAACAACAAAAUAUACUAGAGAUAAAAUUCAACGGCUAUUGGAUUCUUUGCGGAUACUCUCCGGAAGUUUUUUGAGAAGUAGAUUUUCAUUUCUACUGCCAGAGAAACCGAAAUUACAAUAAAAUAUAGGUGAUUCUGUAGGAAAAUUGCUUUUAUGAUUAUUUUUAUUUAAAAUCCAGGAAAAAACUGACGAGGGAAUAAUUAAUUUUACAUUUUUUAUGCGAAAAUUUACUUCACUUUAACGCAAUUUUUAAACCAAUGCACUACACGAUUCCAGUAUUAAUUCAUUUCUGACCUAUAUUACGAUUUUGUAGUUAUGCCAUUGUUACAAAAAAUGUAGAAAAAUUUACCUUGGCUACGUCAUAAUCAGUAUUAAAAGGCGGUGGAAAUCAUAAUAACUCGAGAAGUAUUUUUUACGUACCGUAAAAAUAUAAUGUUUAUAUACAAUUUAUUCCAAGAAUAAUAAUUUUUAUAUAAAUGUUCUUUCGCUACACGAUUACAAUUCGUACUGUAAUUUGUACCUUUUUUUCUGGGCUUCAUUUUAUCCAUUUUUUUCCAUUCGAGAUGUUUUCCGUAAAAAAAUUUCAAGUUGCAAAUUUCUUCAUGUAAUUAAAAUAAUUAUUCUUCAUAUAAUUAAUGAGGCACUUUUCAAGAAACUUAGUCUCAGUACAGGUUUUGUUAUUAAAUUCAUUGAUACGUCAGUAGUUGAUGGAAAGAGGAAAUAAUAUUAUAUUCAAAUAAAUUAUUAUUGAAUGAUCAGGGGAGGGGGUUUAUCGAAGAUGAGUUUGUUGGUAGGACACGUGUAUGUAUGUAUUGUAUCGUAUGUAACUAUCAUGCCUAAUGUUAUUGAAAGACAAAACAAUAAUGUAUUACGAGAAAUAAAAAGAAAAUAAUUUACUUCAA